This is a messenger RNA of Cygnus olor (mute swan), 9218 nucleotides long. It is a transcript of the gene TRABD, whose product is annotated as TraB domain containing. The record is from RefSeq and is a predicted model, not a curated record. Bases 5030 to 6154 code for a protein of 374 amino acids. The transcript is spliced from 10 exons. NCBI's taxonomy places the organism in Eukaryota, Metazoa, Chordata, Aves, Anseriformes, Anatidae.
GGGGUUGGGUCCCCUCUGAGCUGCCGGGGGCUUCUCGCGUCGGUGUCGGCUGCGGGAUCGGGGUUUGCCCUCCGAAAAUAGCGGUGAUUAACCCGCGGCCGAAAAUAGCCCCAGUGCCCGGCGUGGGCUGGGCGUUUUCCGCCAGCGUGGUGGUCCCGGGGGCCAGGGGGCGGGGAGGGGGCGAGCCUGGCUCGGGCUGGCGCUCGGGAGCAGAGACCUGACUCGGCUUGGUUUGGCUUGGCUCGGCUUGGUUUGGUGCAACUCUGUACGAAGUUGCAGCUGCUGGGCUGGGAAAGCGAGGUGUGCCUCUAAAAGUGAGCUGCUGCUCUGCACGGGUGCCGCUGUCGGUAGCGGUCCCCAAAAUCCCGGAGGUGCCGGGGAUGGCCUCGUUUCUCCAUUUUGUGGAGGUGCCUGGCGGUGCGGGGACCUCUCCGGCUCACGCUCUUUCUUGGAAAGCUAACAGAGAAAUGGGAAGAAAAAAAAUAAUCAGGAUUUCAGGAUUUUCACUGCUCUAUCGUGUAAGGGGGGUAGGCCUUAAGCAGUUGGGGAAAAAUAGCCAUACGUUUAAUUGUCUUAAGCUACGUGAGUUUAAGUGAAAACACUGGGUUAUGGUUGCGGCCUUUGUUUGUGCCUUGCCAUUAGUGGCUUACGGCGGACUUUCAAGUUUCGAGUUGCUGACUAAAUUUGUCAGUCUCAGCAGUGUCUAGCGCUCUGUCUUAACUGUGGGCUCAGAUAUUGCUUAAUUUGGUGACAGGAGAGCUGUAGGUAUUUUUCAGUGUGGUCUUCCUUCUACAAGGCAAAUAUAACGAAAUAUUGCUGCUGCCACCACCGCAGCUGUGGAUAAAACACAGUGGUAUUGGCAUCUUACUUGCGAGAGACUCAUCUGAGUGUGUUUUUUUUAAUAGCAUUUUCUUCAGAAAACAUUCCUUAUUUGCUACGUGGCAAAAGUGAAGAGAUUUGGGGCAGUCCUAGAAAACUAAAACAAAACAAAAAGAAAGAUAGAAGGCCAGAGAUAAGAGUGCUCCGGAUUUAAUGGGAGUGGUUUGUAGCUACAGCUGCCUGGUGUGAUAUCCAGCACGUACUUUACCAGCCAGUGCUGGUAGGAAUUAGGGGCUCGGCAGCUUUCCCUGUCCUGCCAGGGUAAGUCCAUGCUGGCUGGAAGCACCAGUUGUCCCUCGCAGAAGAUUUGGUACCAGAUCACACCAAUGUGUUCUGUUAGUAGUGGUUGUUACUGGGUAGGUAUUUGCAAACAGGUUUCCAAUAUGAGUCGGUGCUGAGGUCAGACCUUCAAUUGCUGCAGGUUUGUGUAAAGGGCUGCUCAAAUCUCAGGUGCUGGGAACAAGUUAGUUAGUACUGUAGUUACGCGUUUGGACUUGAACUCUAGAAGUAGAAGUGAUUUCCCCCUCCCCCAUCUAUAAAAUGAGUUUGGGGGGGACAUCUGGCUUUUAGUAUUAACUGGAAUCUAGAUUUGUAUGAAAACAUGCAUGUCUUCAGUACCAAAUUCUUCCUUUUCUCUUUAAAAAAGAAAAUUCAAAGUCAGUGUCUGUGUUCUCUUGCUUCCUCUUGUUCUUUUUUUCCACCUUUGGUUGAUGUGCUGUGCAUUUUGAUUGAAGUCACUGAGGGAUGCAGGAACAGCACCUCCAUAAGAACCCGAGUGUCUUGGUGACACCACAUAUCAAGCUGCGGGAGAGAUGGCCCUGGAGCUCCAGUAGCUCCUGUCUUCCACUUGCUGCGCCCCGCAGGCUGUCUGCGAAAUAACCUUGUCUGUACAGAUAACACGGCGUUGAUCUGCGUUGAGAGGCGUGUGUCUGUGCAGGAAGGGUGUAUGUGCUCGAGAGAGGUCUGCACUGGAGCUGAACAGCAGCACAAACGCUGACAAAGUUGAAAAAUGGUCUCCACUCACCUCCGUGGUAUGCGUGGAGACUGAAUCUUACCUCGCUAGGACUCGUAGCUCGCGUGUUGCACAACUGGGAGCCGUCCUUCAGUACAUCCAGACGGUACUGGUGAGACCAAAAAAGGCCUGUGUGUCAGGAAACAGGACCGGGAAUUGCUGAAGGAGGGUUUUUGCUUCUUCUGAGGGCAGCAGAUAGGAGUAGAAAUAAUCUUUUGAGGGAAGACCUAUUAUUCUAAUUACUGUUUUUAUUGGAUUCAGGCAGCUUCACACCGUAAGCAAGUGGUGCAGCAGCCGGGCGGCGUUGCAAGAGGUGGCGUUCCUGGUUAGCGUGUGUCUGUAGGACCGAAGGGUUAGUGUCAGUGGGGGGCUCCUGGCAGCUUGGCUGAAGUUAGCUUGCCUUCCUGGUGCUUUGUCUGGGUUAGGGCUGCCUUGAAACCAGACCUUGGUCCUCCAGCCCCCUGCUGCAGUCAGAGCUGUGUCUCCUGGCUUGCCGCUAGCACGUGAGCCGACAUCAUGUAGCAAUGUUUGCAGCUUUUGUGAUCGCCUAAUCCCUUUGGAAAAGAGCUGAUCACGUUGAUCACCUUGAUCCCAGCUAUUGUUUGGUGACUAGGGUGGAAGGGGCAGGCAGAAGAGCACUGAUAAAUAAUGUAUUUGGCAGCUGGUCAAAAAUUUGUCCUACAAAAUCCCAAUUUUACAGUCAUAAGGAUUGGAUUUAAGUGCUCGUAAUAAAAGUAAUGACUGUGAAUGUCUGCCAGUACUCCUGGAACCCGGCUGCUGAGCAUGUCACCAGGCAGCCACUAACACAGUGGAAUAAAAGUGUAGGCAGAGUUCAACAAGACUUCUGCAACUGUUUUGUGGAAACAGUUGCAAACGUCUUCCAAGCCACCAGCUAGUUGUCCAUAGCAGAACUUCUCUGCCCGCCUCCUUUUCUGGCUGCUUGUAGAUAAUGAAUAGAGGGGAUGAACAAAAUUGCCUCUCAUAGGGCUCCGCAGAAACUGUGCGUGCAGCAGCCGUGCAGUUUUCCCAUUGCCCUGCUUGGGAGACCUUUGCAGAGAGUUUCCCAGAAUCAAGAGUGCUGUUUGGUUGAUGGGUUGUUUCGAGUGGCCUGGAGGGAGGAGAGAAGCUGGCUGGAUAUCUUAUCCCAGUCCGCUGAUCUAGGAGAGCCUAAUAAAAUAGGGAAGGGUUGGAACCAAAACUGAAUCCAGAUGAUUCAUAUGACAAUAAAAAAGGAGAUCGAGUAAAUCUAUAGGUUAAGAUAGUGCGAGUUUUGGAGUGGCUGACCGGAUUUGGGCUGCAUCACUUGGGUCUUUCUGCCUCAUGUUUCUAAAUUUAGCAGCCUCUUUACAGCCUCUUCAAUCAGUACAGAUUUGUCCCACUGUUUAUGCUCAAUUCUGCCCUGCAUUAGCGUUCUGAUUUGCGUCCGAUUCAUUCAGUUCAUCGAGUAGCCCCAGCCAGUCUAACAGCAGCAAUUUCUGUAAACACAAACACGGGAAUGCCUUCUUGUCUUUCGGUGACAAAGAAUGAUAGACAGUGUUUUCAGUGCAUCAGGGUCCUGGGCCAGAUAUUCCCAUGUUCCAACACCUCCUUUGGAAAGAACUGAAUCUAGCUCUCUGACUUUUCUAUUUUUGCUUCCAAAGUAUGCAAAUGGAUGUUGGUCCCGGCAUGCAGGUACCUGAGUUCAGGCGGCGUACAUCAGCACGGUUCACUUUGCAGGAGCGUCUCAUUCAUGCUCAAAGGGUAAAAUCUGUAUUUGGAGAUGUAUGAACUUCUGAGUCAUGAGAAACCAGGCCCGCAAUCUCCGACCAUCUGUGAUCACAGAACCAGUUGCUCAGUUAAGUUCCAAAGGCGUGGGUUGUGUCAAAGAAAUAAGUGCAAUAUGUAGAGUAGGUCACCUUGGUGAUGGUUUUGGAAUAAGCUCCAAUUCCUGAAUUCGUGGCCGUUGCAUUAUUUGGCAGCCUCAUUUCAGCUGAUGCAUCCUUCUGAGUACAAGCAGUCUAUCAACAGAGAAGAGACACCAUUUGGAGCCAGUGUUAGUUUGUUUGUAAACAUUACUAAGAUUUCUGAGCGUAAGCAUGGGAGAAGUCUCAUCAGUCUUAAACACUUAGUCUGCUCCCACUGCUGCAGAUGGUGCUGAAACAAAGGCGCGGAUCCAUCGAUUGGCUUAGCCUUCCUGGUAGGUUAAAUGGGAGCUGUGGAAGAUACUUUGUAGGCGUUCCAGAUAGUGAGUAACGAGCGUGAUGGUUUGUCACUGGGAGAAAGGUUGUAUCUUCUGGUCUGAGGUGUUGAUACACCUCUUGUGUUUACAUAAAAUGAGUUGUCCUGUUAAUGGGUAGCAGCAUUCAAAUGAGAUGUGUUUAUGCAGUGUAUAAUAUAUGAGCCUGAAGCACGUAGGCUGUUCCAGCUGAGCCAGAUAGCCAUCGCUAGAGCACCUGCAGCUUUAGAAUAUGAAAGGAAUGCAGCACGCUGAGUGUAUGUAGACAUAAGUAUGUUUUUAUUGCUGUGUCUGAGGAGCAAACAGUCCAUCUUCUAGCCAGCAGAACUGGUGUUGGAGAUCUGGGUCAGGAGGCUGUUCAUGAAACAGGUGUGUGCAUGUGCGCGCACCUGUGGUUGGAGUCCAGCACGGGUCAGCUCUGGUUUGGUCGCAGUGUGACCUGUGCGAGGUGUACCAGGUUCUCAGCUCACUGAGAACACCUCCUGUUAGCGCUCACCAGCUUGCUCUUGAAGCAAGUUCAGUCCUCAGCGUAACUCUUUCAUUUCCCUCAGUGACUCUAUAUGAACAAGAAUGAGUUAUGUUGGCAGGCUGUUGUGAGGAAACCCUGUCCCAAGGAUGGGAUAGGGGAGCAAUCCUCCUUUGAAGGAUUUAAAAACAAUGGAAAAUACACAUUGCAAAACUGAAAUGCUUAGAAAGCUCCAAUAGUCUCCUAUGUACUUGCUUAGAUACCAAAGGCCGGAUUUGUAGAUGUAUUUAAGUAUGCAUAUGCAUCAGUUCCAUAUUUGCAAAACAGAGAAGUACAUAUAAUCCCAUCUCGGAGUUUGCAGGAUUAAUAUUCCACGUACUGAGAGCUGCGGAUACCCUCUGCAAUGCUGCUGAACGUUUUCUUGUGAGGUUGGUGAAAAUAAGUCUGCAUUCCAGGGAUGCAAGAGGAGCAACAGCCUGAGGCUGCUGCAGAUCCAAUGUCCUCCUCUGAUGCACCAGAAGAUGGACCAAAGGAAACGUCAAGUAUAUCGCAGAAUAUCUCUGAUGCAGAGGCAUUUAAAAUCCUUCUGGAGAUGAAGAUGAAGAAGAGGCAGAAAAAACCUUCUCUACCGAGCACUGUGACUGAGCUCGACACCGAGGAUGGUUCUAAGGUGUAUGUGGUUGGAACAGCCCACUUCAGUGACAGCAGCAAAAAGGAUGUAGUGAAGACAAUACAAGAAGUACAGCCUGAUGUGGUUGUGGUGGAGCUGUGCCAGUACAGAGUUUCCAUGUUAAAGAUGGAUGAAAAGACAUUACUAAAAGAAGCUAAAGAAAUAAAUCUGGAAAAACUGCAACAAGCUAUAAAGCAGAAUGGAGUCAUGUCUGGGUUGAUGCAAAUGCUGCUUCUGAAAGUGUCUGCUCACAUCACAGAACAGCUGGGAAUGGCCCCAGGAGGAGAAUUCAGGGAGGCUUUCAAAGAGGCUAGUAAAGUACCUUUCUGUAAAUUUCAUCUUGGAGACAGACCCAUCCCUGUUACGUUUAAGAGAGCAAUUGCUGCACUUUCUUUCUGGCAAAAAGUCAAGCUUGCUUGGGGCCUUUGCUUCUUAUCUGACCCAAUCAGUAAAGAUGAUGUGGAGAAAUGCAAGCAGAAGGACUUGCUGGAGCAGAUGAUGGCAGAAAUGAUUGGAGAAUUCCCUGAUCUUCAUCGAACGAUUGUCUCUGAACGAGAUAUUUACUUGACCUACAUGCUGAAGCAAGCAGCAAAGCAGAUAGAACUACCUCGAGCUUCAGAAACUGAACCUAGAAGAUAUAUCCCUGCUGUUGUAGUUGGUGUGGUUGGGAUGGGUCAUGUACCUGGAAUUGAAAAGAACUGGAACUCUGACUUAAAUAUCCAGGAAAUAAUGAGCGUGCCUCCUCCGUCAGCUUCCAGUAAGAUUUUCAAACUUGUCAUAAAAGCAACAGUUUUUGGACUGAUGGGAUAUGGCUGCUACCGGAUAGGUCAAAGGACAGUUCAGUUCAUUCUCUCGAUGCCAGCAGCACAGAGCUAUCUGCAGAAGCUGACAGAAAUAAGGUCUCAGCAUUGAACACCCAGCGGAGGCACAACGUGAAGAAGGUGGCUGACAAGAGUGAUGGAGGCAACAGAUGGGAACCAGACUGAACGAAGAGGGAAAUGAGGAUUCUAGCCCAGAGGUGAUUGCUGAGCAAAGCUGAAUUGCUGUAUAAUAAAAGAUUUGAUACUGAUGUUACACCAGCUAUAUGAUCUAAUGAGUAAGCUUGAUUCCUGGUGUGUUGCAUGAAACCACAUGAUUCCAGAUUGAGGCAAAUGAAAUAUGUACACAAGCAUAUAUAUUAUAUAUAUAAGUACUGUAUAUAUAAUAUAUAUUAAUGAUGAUGUAGUACAGACAGCUUAAAGAGUGUAUGUUUAUGACUUUUUUUCCCAGAGGAAACAGAACAACACAAAGUAACCAAAUCUGGCUGUGUCUGCUCUGAAAUUCAGGGACACUUGUCUUGAAUGAUUCUUUGUUUUUUGUCUUUUUUUUCCUUGGGUAUAAUAAUACUCAGUGGUCAUUUCUGGUGCCAGCCACUUUUACAACAUAACUCAGAAGGACAUCUUCUCAAUGUGUGUUUUAUACUUAAAAACAUUUAGGCUUUUUUUAAACUUAAGAGCUUUCCAAAAAUUUCAGAAUUUUACAGGCUGUCAUACGUACACUGCUCCAAUUUUUUACAAGCCUUACUGAAGAACAGAAACGUUGCCUUUCGAUUGCGUCCCUCACUCCCGCCACCAGUUGAAUCAUCUUUCUCCUGUGUAGAGAAGGUAUAGCCACACCAUCAGAAUGCAAUGUGGUUUGUCAGAUGUUUACAGGACACUCUGUUCCUUUAGAUUAGGUUAUUUAAAUUGUAUUAUUUAGCCAAAUCCUGCUGGAUUCAGUGUUGUAAAUUUAAGAGGCUAGAACUACUGUACAAGUUACUUUUGUUUCUCGGACCUUCCAUUACUGGGACAAGAAGUCUGGAAUUGAUAGUACCUGCCCCUCAUUUUUGAUACAUGAUAAUAUUUUAUUUAUCGGUGUGAUUUCUCAGUGGAUGAAUAUUUUAAUCUAUUUAAUAGAAAAGCAAUGUUCAACUUAGCUUUUACAAACUAGCUGUAGCAUUUUAUUUGGGUUACUUGCUAUUUAUACAUAGAAUUAUGGGUACUUCAGACUGCUGCGAUGUUUAUAAAUUUUCCAGAACAGCCAUCUGUCAUCCAUCUAUUUCUUUUUCUUUCUUUAAUCCUUGUCUCAUACUUAAUAGGAGGUUUUGGUACCCUUUAUACAGGAUUGUCGAUGAUUGUAAAGUGCCCUCUGCAAUCAGCUAGUCCCAGUUCAGCAGUGCGAAUAGUUUUAAUCGUCAUAUCAAAGUUUUAACCUGGUGUAUUUGAACGGAAGAAGCCCAUUUGCUCCUCAGGCUCACAUACAGUUGCUCAUUGAUUAAAGUAAUUUUUUAUCUAUAUUAAUUGCUUUUGGGAUUGGAAAAUGAGAACUGGUGUUUGAGGCAAGAGGAGGAAAAGGUGAUCGUGUGCUUUGUGUUCCUUUGCUGGUUCGAUAAAAUCAACGAACUGUUUUUAGUAGGGUGAAUUUCCAGAGCCUUGUGUUGGAAAUCGUCCUAAACGGUCUAUUGUUUGCUGAAAGUAUGUACGUGUAUCUUCCAUGCAGUGUUGUCUUUUUCAAGUUUUUUAAAUGAAAUUAAGGGUCUGAUGCCCCUCUCCGUGAUGGCUGGGAGCUGGUCUGUCCAUGCAACCUGAUGCUUUUCUGCCUUGCACUUUGCAAAUUUUGAGUCCCUGUGCAGCAAAUCAUUUAAGCACGUGUUUAUCUUUAAACCUGUUAAAUCUAACCCAGUCCUGCAGAGCUCUUAAGACAAUGCAAGGUGCUUUUCUGGAUCUGGGCCCUUAGGUGGUGUGCAGGGAAUACACCUUAGCAAACGAGAACGGCAGCAAUUCACACUGCUUCAGCACAGGAGUGUAAAUGGUAACACGCUCUUGGAGUGGAGUCAGGUCCUUUUACUUUCCAUCUGUCAGUGCUUAAGAAACCACCAGCUAUCUCUAGCGAGAUGAAAAGUAGCAUUUAUAAACAAUUUAUAGAAGACUAGAGUGACUGCCUGACUUUUAAUUCCUGAUUUUUUUGUAAAGGUUUAAUGUAUUGUUUACAAUUAAGCAGUCCUAUUUGAAGAACUCUCUUACACUUUAUGUACAUUUUUAAGAGAUGAAAGCAAAAGCUUAAGCUCAUUCUUCUCCUGGCUUUACUGAAAUACCAAAAGGUGGUUGUUGUUUUGUGGUUGUGUUUUUCUUUUUUUUUUUUUGAGAGCUUUUAAGCUGGUAGAGAUCAAUAUAUUGAUAUCUCGCUUUAAGAUAUCUACAGAUUUUUAAGGUAUCUGCAGAUAUUUCAAAAGCUCUGUAGAUCUUUGAUAUCUGUGCUCAGGUAAUUUUACACAAAAGAAAACAAAUCUACGGUAAACUUUAGAUAUGAGCCUUAAACUUGGGUGGGACUAAUGCUAAAUGAUUGUCAUGGAGCAUUCUUGCAGGCUUAAUGUGUUACGCUUUUUAGCUAGAAGUGUAAGUUGUCCAUUUGUUAUUCAGUCCUUUUCUGCAGUUAAUAUCUCAAGUCUGUUUCUUUUUUUUUUUUUCUCAAAGCAUGUCAGCAGAUUCUUAAGGGAGGCUGUUUGUGGACAGAGACAGAGAAUUUGCGAUUCCUUCCCACUAUUGCAAACGGGCAGAUCAUAUGCCUGCACUGUUUACGCAGUGGCACUUGAAAGCCUGAUGAAUUUGCAGAACUGCCAGUCCUGCGAAUCCAAACGUGAAUGCUCGAUGUUGUAUAUUCAAUGUGUUAUACUGUCUAUGUAACAAUCAGUGUUUUAGGUCCAUUCUUUUCUGUUCUAGUCAGUCCUUUCAGUGUUAAGAGCAUCCUGUAAAAUUUAAAUAUGUUGAAUUGUCCCAGCCCCACCUCAACCUUAUGAAGCCAUAUUGUAUUUUUUUUGGUGACAUGUACACCUGCUUAUGCAUUUGUACAUGUAAUGUAAAUUUGAAGUAUUUUUAACAAUGUGUGCCUUUACUCUAAAGUGAUUUAAAGUAAACAGCAGUAUGUUCUAUGAUAUAAAAAAUAAAAUAUUUUAACCACC